AUGUCUCCUACCAAGCGCGCUCUUAUCGCCAUCACCUCGGCCCACGUUGACAUGUACGGAGAGGGCAAGGAGACUGGCCUGUUCGUCACUGAGGCUCUGCACCCCUUCAACGUCCUCCGCGAAGCUGGUUUCGAGGUCGACCUCGCUAGCGAGACCGGCACUUACGUCCCCGACUGGCUCUCCACCACCGAGGACUGGCUGCCGGCCGAGGACCGCAAGGUGUUCGAGGACCACACCUCCGAGUUCCGUUCCAAGCUUGACAACUUGCACAAGGCCUCGGAUCUCAAGGCGUCUGACUACGGCCUCUUCUUCGCCUCGGCCGGCCACGCCAGCUUGAUCGACUACCCCACCGCCAAGUCCCUCCAGGCCAUUGCCAGCGAGGUUUACACCAACGGCGGUGUUGUCAGCGCUGUGUGCCACGGCGGUGCCAUCUUCCUCGGCAUCAACGACAAGAACGGCCGCCCCAUCAUUGAGGGCAAGACCGUUACUGGCUUCACCAACCUCGGUGAAGAGCAGCUGGGUCACGUCGAGACUAUCAAGAACUGGCACGUCCCCACCAUUGAGGCGAGCGCCGCCCAGCUCGGUGCCAACUACGUCGCUCCCCCUGGCCCUUGGGACUCGUUCACCCAGACCGACGGCCGUGUCGUCACCGGCGCCAACCCCGCAAGUGCCGAGGCUACCGCCAAGGCCGCCCUCGCCGUCUUCAACACCCUCUAA
Apiotrichum porosum is the source of this 717-nucleotide messenger RNA. RefSeq lists its product as uncharacterized. Bases 1 to 717 code for a protein of 238 amino acids. Gene Ontology annotation, molecular function: glyoxalase III activity. The transcript has a single exon. NCBI's taxonomy places the organism in Eukaryota, Fungi, Basidiomycota, Tremellomycetes, Trichosporonales, Trichosporonaceae. The record is from RefSeq and is a predicted model, not a curated record.